GCAGCACACUUCAUCAAUAAGAGCCAGCGAGGCUGUGAGCUCUGCCACACUGCCUUCAUCCAGCACAGGAGGAAGAGCAAAGGCAGAGCCUGCCAGAGAAGCUGAGAUCUGCCGAGGGUAAGGCUGCAUCUCGCAGUCCCAGCCUUGAGCUGCUUUUUGCUGCUUUUGCUCCCUCAUUCAGAUCAUCCCAGAUAAUACCCUAACAAGAACAAGAAUGGAUGUCUUUAAGAAAGGUUUCUCCAUUGCUAAAGAAGGUGUGGUGGCUGCUGCAGAAAAGACCAAGCAGGGAGUGACAGAGGCUGCAGAGAAGACCAAAGAAGGGGUAAUGUAUGUAGGCACCAAGACCAAGGAGGGUGUAGUGCAAAGUGUGACCUCAGUUGCUGAGAAGACCAAAGAGCAGGCCAACGUGGUGGGAGAAGCUGUAGUAGCCAGUGUGAACACAGUGGCAAACAAGACUGUAGAAGGAGCAGAGACCAUCGUGGCCACUACAGGAGUUGUAAAAAAGGAGGACCUGGCACCGCCGCAGCCGCCCGAGCAGCCCAGGCUGGAGGGAGAGGGGGCCCCAGCAGGAGAGGGUGAAACUGGAGGUGAUGCAUCAAGUUAGGGAAUUCUUGCUCAAAAGAGACCAUUCCAAGAGCAUACAUGGAAGUAUUAGCUGACACCACAACAGGAAAAUCCCACUGUCCAUAGACUAAUUGCAUUCAGCUCUGUAGUCUUGCACUUGCCUCAUAAACCAGUCAUACAAUAUAUGUAAGCCAGACUCCUCACUUGUAAGUAACGUGCAGGUGUGUACUGGGCUGUGUGUCUUUCCCAGCCUCCCUCCUGGCCUCCCAGUUGCUUUGUAUAUUUUGGUUGGACUCACAAAUCUGUGUCUUGCAUCCAUAUGCACUGGCACUUGGGAUCUCUAGGCAUUAUGGAAUUUUUUUUUUUUAACUAAUAAAAAGUGUUUGAACAA
This is a messenger RNA of Melospiza georgiana, 955 nucleotides long. RefSeq names its product synuclein gamma (gene SNCG). The coding region runs from base 215 to 604 and encodes 129 amino acids. The transcript has 5 exons. Lineage: Eukaryota; Metazoa; Chordata; Aves; Passeriformes; Passerellidae. Gene Ontology annotation, molecular function: cuprous ion binding. Gene Ontology annotation, biological process: synapse organization; chemical synaptic transmission; synaptic vesicle endocytosis. The record is from RefSeq and is a predicted model, not a curated record. Gene Ontology annotation, cellular component: neuronal cell body; cytoplasm; axon terminus.